Messenger RNA from Colletotrichum truncatum, 1365 nucleotides. RefSeq lists its product as uncharacterized. NCBI's taxonomy places the organism in Eukaryota, Fungi, Ascomycota, Sordariomycetes, Glomerellales, Glomerellaceae. The record is from RefSeq and is a predicted model, not a curated record.
AUGAAGUUCACCACUGCUCUACUGGCCUUGGCUGCCACCGCCCUUGCCACUGAUUGGGAUCACGAUAAGGGCAAGCACAAGACGAAGACCAUUACCACUGAAAUUAUCACAACUUACACCACCUUGUGCCCGAUUACCAAGACGCACUACCUUCCGGGUAAGACCGAGUAUGUGACGGAGACGACUAUCAGCACUGUCACAACCAAGGUUCCGACCAUUAUUUAUGAGACGGUUCCUGGACCAACUGAUUAUGUCACGGAGACUGAUGUCGAAUACACCACAUACACAAGCUGGUGCCCUAUCACUAAAACCAUCACGGGAGAGGGACACACAUAUGUGACUACGGUCACUGAGCUUUCGACCAUUACCGAGAAGGUGAAGACCAAGGUUUACGAAACCAUUCCCGGCCCUACUGCGGUCGUGACGGAGACAGACAAGGUGUUGACCACUUACACCAAGUACAUCCCUCACACGAAGACAAUCACCGGUGAUGGAAAGACCUGGACCACUACUGUCACUGAAACCGAAGUCAUUGUCACAAAGGUGCCGACUAAGGUCUACGAGACCGUUCCUGGCCCCACUGAGGUCGUGACGGAGACAGACAAGGAGCUGAUCACUUACACCAAAUUUAUUCCCCACACCAAAACCAUCACCCAGGGAGGAAAGACUUGGACCACUACAGUCACUGAAACCGAGGUUGUUGUCACAAAGGUGCCCACCAAGGUUUACGAGACCCAGAAGCUCCCCGACGUUACCAAGACGGAGAAGGAUGUCGAGUACACUACCUUGACGACUGUCUGCCCUGUGACGGAGACCAAGGUUGUCGAUGGCCACACUGAGGUUAUUGUGCACACCACCACGAGCACCAUUGUCCAGAAGGUCCAGACCACUGUUGAUGUCUACACCACUCUCAAGACCACGAAGCACGUGGAGACUGAGGUUUAUGAGACCAUUACCAAGCCCGAGACCACCUACAAGACCGUCGAGCAUGGCGAGACCAUCUGGGUUACCAGCACGGGAACCAAGAAGAUCUACGUUACUGCCGUCCACACAAUCACUGAGGUCAUUCCCGUCACCAAGACUAAGAAUGUCGAGGUCACUAUCCCCGUUACUGUUGGAAGCAAUGAGGUCGUCACUCAGAAGUCCUGGGUCUACGUUACUGUCUCCGGUACAGUUCACCAGACAGUUGUACAGGAACCCAGCACCGUGGUUGUUCCCGCCACCUCCGUUGUGACGAUCCCUGCCACCACCGUUGCUGUAUCGACCGCCCCAGUCGUUGUUUCGAGCGGCGCCGCCAACCCCCAGAACGGCCCUCCUGCCGCUGCCUUCCUGGCCGGUCUCUUUGGUGCCGUUGCGCUGCUCUAA